CCAUCCUUGAACCCCCUCCUCUCUCUCUCUCUCUCUCUCUCUCUCUCGUCCUUGCUGCAAUUGAAUAUUCCGGCGCGGCCGACCGGACCGUAAGGUCGGAUUCCCUGUCUGAAAGUUGGCUUCCGACAGCAUCCACGGCGGUCGGGUUCUCCGGAUUGCACGGAUUCUGGCAUCCUAAACCUCGCUGUUUCACUCCAAAUUACUUAGAAUCGCGUAGUGAGAAAGAAAGUAGCUGAUGAUGAUGAUGAUGACAGAGGUUGCUGUUCAGAAGAGAAGAAGCCAUGAUAGCUUCCUCCUCAGCAACAUCGCCGGUGCCGGCGGAGGUCACAGUCACAGCAACAGCAUUACCACCGCCACCACCACCACCACCACUACCGCUUGCAGUGGACUGACCGCCAAGAGGCUUAAAACUAGUGGUGGUGUUGGGGGAGGAGGCAUGAUCUCCACCAAAGAGAAGAAGGACAAGAUUGGAGAGCGUGUAGCCAAGCUGCAACAACUGGUGUCUCCUUUUGGCAAGUCGGACACAGCGUCGGUUCUUCAAGAGGCCAGUGGAUAUAUCAAAUUCCUCCACGAUCAACUCCAGGUGCUGAGUGCUCCGUAUCUGCGGAGGACGUCGCCGACCGGAAAGAUUGAGGAAGCUGAGCACUGCAGCCUAAGAAGUCAUGGCCUCUGUCUCAUGCCGACCUCCUCUGCGCUCAGAAUUGCCCGAGGCAACGGCGCUGAUCUCUGGGCUCCUGCCGGUUCAAUCAGACAACCGUAACUCUAAAGAUUUUAUCGCUUACUCCCACCGUGCGAAGAAAUGGCAUCAUGGUGGAAGCUUUUUUUAGAGACAGAUUGCUAGUUAAAAUCCUGACUCUAUUCGUAUCUGGUAGCACUGAGCUAUGGUAAGGGUGUAGUAUUGGGCUACGGUAGAAUGCCUCAUGAGUUAUGCAUUAAUAUCCUGCUGCUGGAAGCAGCCAAAGCUCUGUUAUGUAUUACCAUUCAUCCUAGUGAAGAAAUGGAUAUGAGCAUAUGGUUCUGAUUUCUAUCA
Phoenix dactylifera (date palm) is the source of this 1030-nucleotide messenger RNA. RefSeq names its product transcription factor bHLH153-like. Gene Ontology annotation, cellular component: nucleus. The record is from RefSeq and is a predicted model, not a curated record. Gene Ontology annotation, molecular function: protein dimerization activity; RNA polymerase II cis-regulatory region sequence-specific DNA binding; DNA-binding transcription factor activity, RNA polymerase II-specific. Gene Ontology annotation, biological process: regulation of transcription by RNA polymerase II. Lineage: Eukaryota; Viridiplantae; Streptophyta; Magnoliopsida; Arecales; Arecaceae.